UAAGGUAAGCUAAGCCAAGCCAAGGCAACAAAGAGCCAGCUUCACCCUCCAUCGUUCGUUACAGACUUAUUACAGUGGCUGGAAACUAACUGGUUAAGCUGAAGCAGGUGAUUUUGAUCGCCAUUCCAUGGUUCAUUGCAGUGGUUGAACGGAACGAACGGCGGCCCUCUCUUCAUGAGGUAAUUUGUUUGCCCUUGAGAAUAGCAAACCAGAGCAUGGAGGGGCUGCUCAGCACCUUCCCUCCUCACCAUACUUGCUUAAAGCCUUACAUGUUCCAUACAAACAUGCUUAUGCUUCAUCAUAAGCUUCCAAAAAUACCAUCAACUAGUGUUUUUUUCCCUCCAAAACUCCACUUGGGUUCUCCCACAUCAAACUGCAUCCACAUAGGUAGAGAUAAAGAAUUGAAAGCAGCAAAAAAUAACAUGGACUGGGAAUUGGAGUUUCUUGAGGAGCUUGACCCUUUGGGUUUCCAGCCCCCAAAGAAGAGGAACAAGCAGCACAAGUCUAAGUUGCUUAAAGACACCGAGGCAAUGGAUUGGUGUGCGAGGGCGAGGAAAAUUGCCCUCAAAUCCAUUGAGGCAAGAGGCUUGACUGAAAGAGUCAAUGAUUUUGUUACUUUAAAGAAGAAGAAUAAGAAGAGGAAAAAGAACAAGGAGAGAUUGGGGAGUAGAGAGAAAACUAAUAAGAAAAGCGAGGAUUUCGAAGAAGAUUCGGACUUUGACUCAGAUGAAGACUUUGAAUUGCAAGAGGUUGAACAUUUCGAUGAUACUAGUCAUUUAAGAAGGACGGUGAGUAUGCUUGCGGGCGGGAUGUUUGAAGCGAAGAAGGAGAAGGCACGGGAAGAGUUUGUCCAGAGUCUAUCCCAAUUCUCAGGGCCAUCUGAUCGUAGGAAAGAAAUCAACUUGAACAAAGCAAUUAUUGAAGCACAGACAGCAGAACAAGUGCUGGAGGUCACUGCAGAAACAAUCAUGGCUGUUGCGAAAGGCUUGAGCCCAUCACCUCUCUCGCCUUUGAACAUUGCCACUGCCCUUCAUCGAAUAGCUAAGAACAUGGAGAGAGUCUCAAUGGUGGAAACACGUAGGUUGGCUUUUGCUCGUCAGAAAGAGAUGUCUAUGCUCGUGGGUUUAGCAAUGACUGCCUUACCUGAAUGUUCAGCUCAAGGAAUCUCAAAUAUUUCAUGGGCACUAUCCAAGAUAGGAGGGGAUCUGCUUUACCUGUCGGAAAUGGAUAGAGUUGCAGAAGUGGCCUUAACCAAGGUUGAGGAGUUUAAUUCUCAGAAUGUAGCUAAUAUUGCCGGGGCUUUUGCUUCCAUGAAGCACUCUGCUCCUCAACUCUUCUUGGAGCUAUCAAAGAGGGCAGCAGAUAUAAUUCAAACCUUUCAAGAGCAGGAGCUUGCGCAGUUGCUGUGGGCUUUUGCUUCUUUAUUUGAGCCUGCUGAACCUCUGUUUGAGUCUUUAGAUAACAUCUUCAAUGAUGCAAGCCAAUUUAAAUGCUGCUUAAGCAAUGAAAAUUUUAACCAUAAUGAAAAAGGCUCUGACACUAACAGCAGGGAUCUUGAUUGUGUUUCAGUAUCUCCUGUGCUCAGUUUUAGUAGGGACCAGCUCGGGAAUAUAGCUUGGUCUUAUGCCGUUUUUGGACAAAUGGACAGGUUUUUCUUUUCCCAUGUGUGGAAAACCAUCAACCACUUAGAGGACCAUAGGAUUUCAGACCAGUAUAGGGAGGAUAUCAUGUUUGCUUCUCAGGUUCAUAUUGUAAAUCAGUGCUUGGAGCUAGAAUACCCACAUCUUCAAUUAUCUCUAGGGACCAGUCUCAAGGAGAAAAUUGCUCGUGCUGGAAAGACUAAAAGAUUUAAUCGAAAAAUGACUUCUUCAUUCCAGAAGGAAGUUGCUCAUCUUCUCAUGAGCACUGGCCUUGAAUGGGUAAAAGAAUAUGUCAUGGAUGGGUACACUCUCGAUGCCGUUUUGAUUGAUAAGAAGGUUGCUUUGGAGAUUGAUGGUCCAUCUCAUUUCUCAAGGAAUACAGUGGUACCUUUGGGACAUACAAUGCUGAAACGCCGCUACAUAACUGCUGCUGGUUGGAAAAUUGUUUCAUUGUCUCACCAAGAGUGGGAAGAACUUCAAGGUGGGUUUGAGCAGCUAGAAUACCUAAGAGCAAUUCUCCAAGAUCACUUACAAGGAAGCAAUGUCUACAUUACAUUAUGAAAAAGGAGAAAGAAGUGAGUAUUUAUUUGUUAUAAUGAGGGCUUUAAUUUGUUAGGCAAAUGUAUGAUUCUUAUUGAGUUUGAAAUUUAUGUGAGGAUAUAUAAAAAAUACUAUAUGUCUUGUAGUCCCAUUUAUGCUAAAUAGAGUAAAAUUUCCCUUGUA
This is a messenger RNA of Ziziphus jujuba (common jujube), 2363 nucleotides long. RefSeq names its product RAP domain-containing protein, chloroplastic. Gene Ontology annotation, molecular function: RNA binding. The transcript is spliced from 4 exons. Gene Ontology annotation, biological process: chloroplast rRNA processing; regulation of mitochondrial mRNA stability; mitochondrial RNA processing. The record is from RefSeq and is a predicted model, not a curated record. Lineage: Eukaryota; Viridiplantae; Streptophyta; Magnoliopsida; Rosales; Rhamnaceae. Gene Ontology annotation, cellular component: chloroplast; mitochondrial matrix; ribonucleoprotein granule. Bases 216 to 2201 code for a protein of 661 amino acids.